Messenger RNA from Clavispora lusitaniae ATCC 42720, 516 nucleotides. It is a transcript of the gene GIS2, whose product is annotated as mRNA-binding translational activator. Gene Ontology annotation, biological process: positive regulation of cytoplasmic translation. Gene Ontology annotation, molecular function: single-stranded RNA binding; mRNA binding; translation regulator activity. The record is from RefSeq and is a predicted model, not a curated record. NCBI's taxonomy places the organism in Eukaryota, Fungi, Ascomycota, Pichiomycetes, Serinales, Metschnikowiaceae. Gene Ontology annotation, cellular component: cytoplasm.
AUGUUCCCAAGAUCGUGUUACAAAUGUGGUGAGUCCGGCCACAUCGCCGACAACUGCCAGCAGCAAGAGAGAUUGUGCUACAACUGUCGCCAGGCCGGCCACGAGUCUUCUGCGUGCCCUGAGCCAAAGACCGCCGAGUCCAAGCAAUGCUACUUGUGCGGAGACAUUGGCCACAUCAGAGGCGACUGCCCAAACAGCGCCCAAGGCUCCAAGUGCUACAACUGCUCUGAGUUCGGCCACAUCUCGAGAGAGUGCCCUAAGAACGAGGGUGCUGCUCCAGCUGCGCCUGCUCACAAGAAGCUGGGCAAGUUCACCAAGAGCCCCACCUGUUACAAGUGCGGCGGUCCUAACCACUUUGCCAAGGACUGCCAAGCGGGUUCUGUCAAGUGCUACUCUUGCGGCAAGAGCGGCCACAUCUCCAAGGAGUGCACGCUUGCUUCCGACAAGGUGACCAAGUCCUGUUACAACUGCGGCCAGACCGGCCACAUUGCCAAGGACUGUGUGCCUGUUGCGUGA